Molecule: messenger RNA, 2524 nt
Organism: Columba livia (rock pigeon)
Lineage: Eukaryota; Metazoa; Chordata; Aves; Columbiformes; Columbidae
Product: matrix metalloproteinase-27
Exons: 10
Coding region: 165-1568 (467 amino acids)
Biological process (GO): collagen catabolic process; proteolysis; extracellular matrix organization
Cellular component (GO): extracellular matrix
Molecular function (GO): metalloendopeptidase activity; zinc ion binding
Source: RefSeq, a predicted model, not a curated record
ACAGAGUUAUAGGACGUGUGGAGGUAAUCGGAGCAUGAUAAACUCUGAGUCAGUCUACGGCUGACUCCCACAGCAGCCCAUCCUGUACAAACUGGGCAGCGAGAGGGGAUGCACACAGAGCAGAAAGCAGACUGCUGUCCCACCGGACAGAGAGGAGAGCAAGAAUGAAGGAACUUUCACUUCUUCUUUUAAUGUGUGCAGCUGCUUCUAACACUCUUCCCGUCCACCCAGAGAAAGACAACAAAGAAGAAGAUGCAAAGCUUGUACAGGACUAUUUAAGUAAAUUCUAUGCUGUUGAGACAGAUCCAAAUCAGCUUGGGUGGAAAAUCAGUGAUGAAUCUACAGCUGAAAAACUUCAGAAAAUGCAACAAUUUUUUGGUCUGAAAGUGACUGGAAAACCAGACACUGAGACAUUGGAAAUGAUGAAGAAACCCAGGUGUGGAGUUCCCGAUGUGGGUCUCUAUGGUGUUACUCUGCCAGGAUGGAAAAAAAACAAGCUGACAUACAGAAUUGUGAACUACACACCAGAUAUGAGCAAAGAAGAUGUGGAUAAAGCAAUCCAGCAGGCAUUUAAAGUGUGGAGCACUGUCACCCCACUGAUUUUCACUCGUAUUCAUGAGGGAGUAGCAGAUAUAAUGAUUGCUUUUGGGACCAAAGCUCAUGGACAUUGCCCUCGUUAUUUUGAUGGCCCCCUUGGCAUUCUCGCUCAUGCCUUUCCACCUGGCAAUGGUUUUGGUGGUGAUGUCCACUUCGAUGAAGAUGAAGAUUGGACCACAGGCUCAGCUGGGUUCAACUUGUUCCUCGUUGCUGCUCAUGAGAUUGGCCAUGCCCUGGGUCUCUCCCAUUCUAAUGAUCAGAGGGCUUUGAUGUUCCCCAAUUACGCCUAUGUCAGCCUCAGUGAAUUUCCCCUCUCUCCAGAUGACAUAAGUGGCAUUCAGUCUAUUUAUGGUUCUCCACCAAAUGCCCCAGAUAAAAGGCCAGCCAACCCUACCUCACCUAAAACCUGUGGCUCCCAGAUGACUUUCAAUGCUAUAACUACUCUCCGACGAGAAGUCAUUUUUCUAAAGGGCAGGCACUUAUGGCGAGUCUAUCCUGAUAACUCAGAAGUUGAACAAGAAUUAAUUUCUACCUUCUGGCCAACUCUGCCACCUGGUAUUGAAGCUGCGUAUGAGAACAUGAAAGAUCAGAUCCUGUUUUUCAAAGGCAAUAAAUUCUGGGUUAUCAGCGGGUAUCAAGUAUUGCAUGGUUAUCCGAAGAAUAUCUACACACUGGGCUUCCCUAAAGGUGUCAAGAAAAUUGAUGCAGCUGUUUGUAAUAAAAAUACAGGGAAGACAGACUUUUUCAUAGGUGACAAGUACUGGAGGUAUGAUGAAAACAGCCAGUCGAUGGAGAAGAGUUAUCCUAGGCAGACAGUUGAUGACUUUCCAGGAAUUAGCCAGAAGGUUGAUGCUGUUUUCCAACAGAAAGGAUUAUUCUACUUCUUCCAUGGAUCGAAGCAAUGGGAAUUUGACCCUAUCACUAAAAAAGUUAUCCGUGAAAUAGAGAGUAACAGUUGGUUUAACUGUUAAUAGCAUUUAACUUUCUUACACACAGCAAUUGAGAAUAAAAAGUCAUUCUAGAUUUCUCAAACGUUGUUCAUAUACAUGCUACUAAUACAGAAGAGGCUACAUGAUUAGUUUUCUUAUUUCUCUACUAUUUUAAGAAACCAGCAUGUCAGCGCUAGUUGUAUCUCCAAAAGAUAGAACAAAACUGUGUUUUUUCCCCUGAUUAAGUGCAAAAUGUCCAAUUUACUGUUUUAUACUCCAAGUAAAUUUUCAAAUAUUUUGGCAAUAAAUGGGUUUAGUUGGAUGUUAACUAUUUUCUGCUUCAUCUGUUGAAGGCAUUUUAUGUUUCUGAGGUGUGAAAGACUUCACAUUACUGUGUUAAUAACCUUCCAAUACAUGUUUGUAUUUUGCUUUUCUCUCCAAACAUCUUCAAGAGCCAGGCUUUUCCUUAAUCACUUGUUUUUCUGUCCUCUCUCCUACCACCUUAUCCUGCUCUUCUUUGACUUUCACAGUCUUGUCCCUUUCACAUCAUACCAUUAUUUUGCCAUAAAAAUCACCCUCCUGCGCCAGUGUCUAAACAGAUUAUCUCACUCAGCUCUGUCUUUCCAACACAACAGUUAGAUUAUUUCAUCAGCAGUCAUUUUUUGAGAAUCUAUGAAUGACAUCCUUCACAAAGCAGCCCCAUCUUAUUCAAGAAAUUCACCACUUGCGAUGUCAUGGAGCACAACAUUUACUCUGCUACUACAAAGCGUGUGCUUCAAGUGCAGAUAUAUCUGAGAUUUACUACAUGCUGCCACUGCACACAAAGCAACUGCCUCACAAAAUCAGGCAAAACCUGUAAAGUCCCAGACUAGCCAGCUUGCUUAGAGUAGUUAAUUUUCAGACAGCUAAAAUUUUGUGAAAUGUAUAAUGUCCUUUCUGGGUGUUUUUCAGUUUUUCGGUUUUUAUGUGAUCCAAAAUAAAAUGAUAUCCUACUUUUA